UUGACGGCGAACGCAAACAAAGCGCGGAUCAUGCAUCGCGGCCCGCAGAUCGCCCAGCAAUCGAGUCACGCGCAGCAGCACUAACAUCCCGCGGGGCUUCGGGGCUCCGGCAUCGCACUCGCUCGCCACCCACACCAUGGACGACACCGCGAGGCUCGUGUCGGAGCUGCACGACAAGCUCGCCGAGCUCGACGGCAAGGUCGCAGCGUACCAGCGCGACCUGCUGGCCGAGUUCCACCGGCACAUGGACGAGUGUCUCGAGAAGUACCCCGACCACGUCUCCAGCGAGGUGUCGCGAGUCAUUGCCGAGUCCAUGUCCGCGGGCAGGUACCCGGCGCUGAGUCCGGGCAGCCGCGGCGUGCCGGACUCGCCCGCAAUCGACCGCAGCGCCUGGGACGGCCGCAGGUCGCCGCCCCCCUUUCUCCGGCACACCUCGGGAACGCCGAAGGAAAGCCUGCGCAGCCCGCACGCCCGGGAGAAGGAGUUCCAAGGUUUGUUUACGCCGAAUUACUUGCCGCUUUUGGAGCGCGAUGACCGCGCACACCGCUCCCCGCCGACAUCGCCGCCGCCGGCGUCAGGUGGACAGCCUUUGUCAAUCGAAAACGUGCAGAAGGUGGAGACGUCUGCGCAGUCAAUUGCCGGGAGCGGCGAGAGUAGACCGGGCCCAACCAGGCGGCUAACCAACCUGUCGACCUCGUCGGUCGAGUCCGCCGGCAGCGACCCGAAAGUGCGGAGAAGCGCACUGCGGCGGUCGUCGAGCUCGAACAAGGGCAGCAGUCCGCGCCGGGUGCGUUUUGAGUUUGAGGGCGAGGAGGUGUUUCCAGCAUCUUCUCCCCAGGCAUCCGCCACCACCCUGGCUCUGGCGGGUGGGGCAGAGUCUCAGCCCCAGGCUGAACCGACAGCUUCCAUCGCCCCCCAAGAUGAGUCAACGGCCUUCGUUGGGACUUCCCUUCUCGAUGUCGAGGGCGAGGAAGACGCCCUCCCGAGACCGAGAAAGGUGUCAUCCACGCAAGCACUGCAGGCACUCACCCGCAGUCCGCUGGAGGAAGGAACCACUUGGACAGUCGUCAACCCCGAUCCCGAGGAGGCCGUCCAGGUUAACGGCCAGCAGCAUCCCGAGAUUGCGGAUAUGACGCCGACCAAGGUUGACUCGCAGGCGACCAUCCGGCCGGCGGAUGUCCUAGAAGGAAACCCGUUGCCAGGUCCGCCGAUUGAGGAACUGGCCAUCUCUGACGACGACAAUGGCUACGGCGAUGAAGAGAACGCAUCAGACCAAGAGUUUCUUUCCAUGAGACCCAAGAAGAAGACGCCGUCGCCCGCGAAAAGCCCAUCUUCCAGCCCGCCCACGCAAGCCGCCGCCGCGUCCCCUAUCACAGCGACUGAGGAAAACGGACACCAGGACGUUGACGAGGACCACGACCCCCUCUUUGACUUUGACGACGACGGAGGACGUCCGGCCUCCCAAACCGAGCAGCGUGCCAGAAAGUACCUUAGCCGGCUAGACGACGAAGAAGAUCAAGAACAACAACCCCCGCCCGGGCGACUGCGAGGCGGAAAUCGAGAGGCAGCCGGAGAGAGCUCGACAGGAAUCCCGCCGCCCGUCUCAUCGUCAGCCGCGCUCUUCGGACAUAGCAUCGGCUCGUACAUGGGCAAGCCGGUGACGGCAACUCCGAUCAAGGACCCGAAGCUGUACGAGGAGAUCGCGAGCAUGCAAGACGUGCAGUUCUUCGUGGGCAGUAUCGUGGACGGGCCUGCGGACCUGGGCAGCUAUCGCGCUGGGAGGGGUGUUGCUCGGAAUUAUGUCGGCACUCCACGCAGCUUUACGGAGAGGCUGGCGCUGGAGGAGGAGAUGGAGCGCCGGAAGGCGGCAGGAAAGGGUGUCGAUGAGGGUGGUGAUGCCUAGCCGAGCCGUGCCACAAGCAGGGGAAGCAGAGCUCGAGGGUACAGGGG
This is a messenger RNA of Thermothielavioides terrestris NRRL 8126, 1950 nucleotides long. RefSeq lists its product as uncharacterized. Lineage: Eukaryota; Fungi; Ascomycota; Sordariomycetes; Sordariales; Chaetomiaceae. The transcript has a single exon. The record is from RefSeq and is a predicted model, not a curated record. The coding region runs from base 137 to 1903 and encodes 588 amino acids.